AACCAUGAUGAAUAUCGCUCUAGCGGUUAUACAGAACGUCCCCUGCAGAAAAGGGAUCUAAGGUAUCGGGAGCGGUUGCGGAUGGCCUUGUGCCUGAUGUUUCGCCCCGCAGCAGAAGGACGCCUGCCAGCAGCCCAGACGUCGAAGCUUCGCCUCGCAUGCAUCAUACGCAGAUAUCUGCCGCGAUAACGUAGCUCGCCGCCCUACUGUCCCCUCACCGUCGCUGCACCGACGUCGGCGCGCAUCCUCGGUGGCAAGGCGGGAUGAAUCGCUGUUCGCGGUGCGGGUGCAAGAUCCAGCGCAGCGUCACGUACGCCAAUGGCUGCCGACUUCGAUGCCAGGACAAGAUAUCGCCUGAAUGACGAAGUCCGGUUUUGGUGGGGUUCCCCCGGCCAAGAGAGGGUGCUUGUUGGCAGGGUGUAUGCCAUUCAGAUGACCCAGGACCUGCGUGUAGCCUAUGCGAUCGAGGUCGUAGAUGACAACGCGGAUCAAAGACGCACCAGACAUUUGAGGGUACCGGAGAGGGCGAUCAGGGGCUUGACUCGCAAUAAUCCGUUGCUCAGACGGCUGCGCCACCGCCUUCACCUUCGUUGACAAUCGCCCAUAGACGUUGCACAACUCGAUAUGGACGGUCUUCCUUCGUUUCUUCCUUCCCUUCCUUAGACUAUAAUUCACGAAUCGUGGCUUGCGUUGCAGGCCUUACGGACUACGAUCAUGUAGCGACGAUCUCAUGUUUGUUGGGAUCUCGCCUAGUCACUUUAGCAUAUAGUCGAGCUUGUACUAUCGCUGCAGCACGACCUUGACACACUAUGUUACUCGCACAUGCUAGUCUUUCGUAGACUCACUUACCUUGGACAAUAUACCUGCGUCGACAAUGCGCAAAUUCAUUG
Messenger RNA from Laetiporus sulphureus 93-53, 890 nucleotides. RefSeq lists its product as uncharacterized. The coding region runs from base 319 to 594 and encodes 91 amino acids. NCBI's taxonomy places the organism in Eukaryota, Fungi, Basidiomycota, Agaricomycetes, Polyporales, Laetiporaceae. The record is from RefSeq and is a predicted model, not a curated record. The transcript is spliced from 3 exons.